GUAAUUUUGUUUACAAUGCAUUCAUGUAUGUUUCGAACGGCUUUGUCGCAAAAUUAUCGCACCGCCUUUAGUCAUGCGGUACCAGUGAAAAAUUCCAAACUUUCGGUAACGCCACUGCACAUUUUCUCCGAGUCUAGUGCAUUACUCUGUACAAGGAAAUGUCUCGAGUUUGACUGGUGUAACUCCUUCAACUAUAAGCGGUACAUCGCGUGCGAGUUGCUGGAUACAUAUUUGUGCGACGGAGUUGCGGCGCUGACGUCAGCAGUUGGCUACAGAUACUAUGACGUCGAGUUUAACGAGACAUCUGAGAACAUAGAGGAUUACAUAAAUCGAAAACGAUGUGUACAAAGUGGCAAGUGCUCACCGAAGUGUGGUUGUGAGUGGACAAACCAGUUCAUUGUAAUUCCUGGCAUGUACAUCGCUGGCUUCACAGACAAAGUGAUGUCGUCUGUAACUAUGGAGCAAUGCCAGAACGCAUGCGCGAGUGAAGACCAAUUCCAGUGCAAAUCCAUCGACUACAAUAACGGCUCCUCCGCCUGCUACCUGUCCACCGUCAACAAAGAUGACCAACCUCAGGAAUUCAAGGAUUCCGGGACGUACAUCUACAGUGAACGUAUUUGUCAGUAACGAACGCACCUGCAGACGUACAUCUACAGUGAACGUAUUUGUCAGUAACGAAUGCACCUGCAGACGUACAUCAACAGUGAACGUAUUUGUCAGUAACGAACGCACCUGCAGAUGUACAUCUACAGUGAACGUAUUUGUCAGUAACGAAUGCACCUGCAGACGUACAUCAACAGUGAACGUAUUUGUCAGUAACGAACGCACCUGCAGAUGUACAUCUACAGUGAAUGUAUUUGUCAGUAACGAACGCACCUGCAGACGUACAUCAACAGUGAACGUAUUUGUCAGUAACGAAUGCACCUGCAGACGUACAUCAACAGUGAACGUAUUUGUCAGUAACGAACGCACCUGCAGAUGUACAUCUACAGUGAACGUAUUUGUCAGUAACGAAUGCACCUGCAGACGUACAUCAACAGUGAACGUAUUUGUCAGUAGUAACGAACGCACCUGCAGAUGUACAUCUACAGUGAAUGUAUUUGUCAGUAACGAACGCACCUGCAGACGUACAUCAACAGUGGACGUAUUUGUCAGUAACGAACGCACCUGCAGACGUACAUCAACAGUGAACGUAUUUGUCAGUAACGAACGCACCUGCAGAUGUACAUCUACAGUGACCGUAUUUAUCAGUAACGAACGCACUUGCAGACGUACAUCUACACUGAACGUAUUUGUCAGUAACGAACGCACCUGCAGACGUACAUCAACAGUGAACGUAUUUGUCAGUAACGAACGCACCUGCAGACGUACAUCUACAGUGAACAUAUGUGUCAGUAGUAACGAACGCACCUGAAUGAGGACUAUGUACGAUCUAAGGUCUGUCAUAGCCUUAAGGCUGUGGGAAGACAUUAAUUUAAAGUAGAAAUAGUA
This is a messenger RNA of Gigantopelta aegis, 1491 nucleotides long. RefSeq lists its product as uncharacterized. The transcript has 3 exons. Bases 16 to 627 code for a protein of 203 amino acids. The record is from RefSeq and is a predicted model, not a curated record. Lineage: Eukaryota; Metazoa; Mollusca; Gastropoda; Neomphalida; Peltospiridae.